Messenger RNA from Cyprinodon variegatus (sheepshead minnow), 3251 nucleotides. It is a transcript of the gene ngfb, whose product is annotated as nerve growth factor-like. Bases 315 to 908 code for a protein of 197 amino acids. The transcript has 3 exons. Gene Ontology annotation, biological process: cell surface receptor protein tyrosine kinase signaling pathway; nerve development; positive regulation of collateral sprouting. Lineage: Eukaryota; Metazoa; Chordata; Actinopteri; Cyprinodontiformes; Cyprinodontidae. The record is from RefSeq and is a predicted model, not a curated record. Gene Ontology annotation, molecular function: growth factor activity; nerve growth factor receptor binding.
UUUUCAAACAAGUGCAAGACUCAGAUAGGAGUGUUUGAAAUAAAAUGGUUGCUUAACAGUCGGGGGUUCUCUGGAACUGGAGAUAUAAACUGGAAUAUAUUUCAGGAAGCUUCAGGAAUCCUGCAUCUAUAAGAGACAACAGACCUACUUUAAAGGGCUGAAGAGCCGAGGCAUAGCAGGGCAGAAGUGUGCUGCAUGGGGCCACGGCCAGGCCUUAUGGCAGGAGGCGCCAAGAUCUCAAAGAGCUAUAAUUACGUUCUGUAGGAGCCUCUGAGGUGAAACAGUUCACACAGACACUGAAAGAUCGUGUGCCCAUGAGGUCAUCCAUGCUGGUCCUGUUUUUCGUCUUCAGUGCCCAGGCUCUGGCCACCAUCACAGGGGUCUCGUGCAGCUCCACAACAGAUCAACAGAAAAACUCAACCUCCAUCCCAACUGUGGACCCUAAACUCUUCAGCAAGCGUCAUUACCUCUCACCCAGGGUGCGGUUCAGCUCACAGCCCCCCAAUGUGGAACCAACGGGGGAGCAUGGUAUCAGCAGGAGGACUCGAAGGCGAGCGGGACAGCCUCAGCACCGGGGGGUGUACUCUGUUUGUGAGAGUGUUAGCGUCUGGGUGGGCAACAAGACCAAAGCCACAGACAUCUCAGGCAAUGAGGUGACAGUGCUCCCAAAUGUGAACAUAAAUAAUGUUAACAAGAAGCAGUAUUUCUUUGAGACGACGUGUCACAGCCCUGGCUCUGGAGGCUCAGGCUGUUUAGGAAUUGACGGGAGGCACUGGAACUCCUACUGCACCAACUCACACACUUUUGUUCGAGCACUGACUUCAUUCAAGAACCUGGUGGCUUGGAGGCUCAUACGCAUCAACGUGGCUUGCGUGUGUGUGCUCAGCCGCAAAUCAUGGAGGCAGUGAAGACCGAGCCGACAGGCUGGCACUCAGAACACAAUAUAGACAAACACAAUAAAAUGUAAACAGGUAUGUUCCUGCAAAUAAAUUAUCACCAAAGGCCUGCACAAAGUAAAUUAUUAUAUUAUGUGUCAAAGUAUUGGGACUACAUGUAUUCACACCAGACCUGGGUCAAAGAGUACCUACAAGUUUGUCAUUACUGAAGUAUUAUCAGAAUUGUGAAAGUGUUUCAUUCAGCUGUGGUUCACAAAAAAAGCCAGUUUCUUGAGAUGCAAGUGUUCAUUGCAUUUAUAUAGCAUUAGACGAUGUCGUUUCUAAAGGAAAAAACUUGAAGUGCGAAAUUUCCUUUUAGUAAACAAUAUAGCCUGUGCUCUUUAAAAUCUACUACAUUUAGAAGAAUUUAUUGGCAAAAUAUUUAUGGUACAAACUGAUUCCAUCAAUUGAAAGUAACAAAAAAAUUUAAUUCUAACAUAUUCAGCAAAAUACAGCCUUGAUGAAAAAAUGGAAUCCCCCCCAUGUAGAUUUCUGUAGGAUUUGUUUUUUUACACUAGUAUUGUUAAAACAUACGUUGUGUAAAGAUGACCAAACAAAAAAUUGUUUUUGAUUUACUAAUUUAAAAAGUUAUCCACAAUAACUUGUCCCUAUAUGAACAUAUAAUAUUGUUUAAAACAAAUUACAUUUAAAUAUAUAAUCUUUUCCUUAUUAACUCAUGAGUAAAUGUGAUUUACGAGUCUUUUAAAUAAGGUUAUUCUCACUUCACCUAUCCAUGUCUUCUGACCAACUAGGAAAAGAAAAAAAUUACUUGAAAAGAAGAUUUAACUUAAAAAGCUAUGUCUCAAAAUUAGGAAAGAGAUGAGAAACAUCAUCAACAUCCAUCGGCCUGGAAAGGAUUAGAAAAGGAUCUCCAAGCCUUUGUGACUCAGGUGAACUGAAUGAAAUCCCCGCCUACCUAAAUUAUUCCAAGAAACCCUUUGCUGAAUCAUCAUGGUGUUCAAAGAAGAACCCAGAAAAUAGCUAAAGCUCUGAAAGCCUCAGUUUCCCUAGGCCAGUAUUCUUGAUUCAACAAUAGGAAAGAGAAUGGUCAAAGAUUUCUUUUAAUGGACUGUAGUGUCAAAAUCGGAACUUCUCAGAAACUUUGUUCCCUUUACAGUUUCCAAAAUAGAACAUCAUGAUAGUUAAACACGGUGGAGGCAAUAUUGGUGGUCGAGGGCUUCUUUGUUUCUCAUCAACUUGUAGAAAAGGAACCAGGAAUUAAGCUCUCUACCAGAAAGUCCAGCCAAAGAAUGUGCAAUUUGACUUUUAACUUAACUGACUUUGAGUUAUGUAGCAGGAAAUUCAUGUAAAGCACAGCACUAGGACUUUUACUAUUCAAAGAAAUUGACCACAAAGAUUUGAAUAAGAAAAAUCUCUCCUUUCAUAAUGGACGGUUUGCUGUUUUAGAUGUUGGAUAUUUGGAAAGAGAGGUUUUUUAUCCAUUACCUCAAUAUAUUACUAAAUCAAAUUACAAUAAAUGUAGUUUGAAAAAUGUAUUUGUAAAAUCAUUUAAAAGUUUGGGUAGCACUAUCAGGCCUUAAUCUCAUAUUCAAAAUGUCACUUUUGAUAAAACAACAAGGCUAACAUUAACUUUUGGUUAUUUCAGAUUGUCUUGCUUCCAAUUCUUUCUUGCACUGCUAAACAAAGAAAUGGAGCAGUCCAAUAAAUACCCAGAAUAUGUUUGAUCAUUUUUAUCCACUAGCAUUUUCACUGAAAGAGCUUUUUUUAUUAUUUAGAUCCUAAUAAAACCACAAAACCGCAUAAAAUUAGCCCCAUACCUGCAGACUCCACAUGUCUGCAGCAAUUUACAAUUUGAUAGAUUAUUUUUUACGAUCAACAACAAUUUAUAUGAGAGGAAAAAAGAAUUAUACUGUACUAACUUCCAGAUUUGGACAAAGACGCUGGCUUAUAGACCAGACCACAGCUGCACUGUAAACCACAGCUUCUGAAAACACAGUGAUUUAGUUUACAUGUUCAAGGGACUGGAGCUUCUACAAAGCAGAGGCUAAAAUAUUUGCUGUUAAUAGCAGCCGAGUCAGUAACACAGUAACAUGCCUGUAAAAGUUUUGGCAGAGAAACACAGUGUAUAAAUACUUGUAAUCAUUUCUUCUUUGCUGUUGCCUUACAGAAAACCCGUCUUGCUGAGAAAGCAAACAAAACAAUUCUGUUGAUACAAUUUAACCCAGGUCUGCUAUAUAAAGUUUGUUUGUUUUUGUUUUUUUUAUAUUGAAUAAUUAUGUUUAUAUUGUUAUUUAUUAAACAUUUACAAACAUGCACUGUGUGUUUCAUGAAGUUGCCCCUGCAUAUAGCUGAAAA